AUGUGUAAAGAUAUGAAUACCAUAUCAAGGAAUUUAGGCGAUGAUGAUGAUCCAGAAAAUAUUUCCAUUGGUACGAUUGGGCGUAAAAUUGUUGAGCGUAUACUAAUGGAAUUGUAUUGUAACAUCGACGGAAGUGAUUUUUUCAGAGAACGUCAUAAUAAAAAUGUUUUUCCUAGGUAUUAUAAGAACAUUGUUCAUGCUGUAGCAUUAAAUGAUGUUAGAGAUUUUCUGAUAAACAAAAUAAAGUAUAAGCUCAGUGAGGUUGUGGAAGACUUAAAACUAGUGCUUGUUAAUGCUAUGUCAUACUUUGAAGUGAGUAUUAAAUAUUAA
Messenger RNA from Macrosiphum euphorbiae (potato aphid), 330 nucleotides. The record is from the annotation of a GenBank genome assembly. Lineage: Eukaryota; Metazoa; Arthropoda; Insecta; Hemiptera; Aphididae.